Molecule: messenger RNA, 1528 nt
Organism: Achroia grisella
Lineage: Eukaryota; Metazoa; Arthropoda; Insecta; Lepidoptera; Pyralidae
Exons: 2
Coding region: 158-1528 (456 amino acids)
Source: RefSeq, a predicted model, not a curated record
CCGAGGUAGCCGUGUUAAAGUAAUUGUGUUUACUUAACGUUCCGAGUGCAUUUAUUGUUUUUACGUGCAGGUGUUACGUUCGCCUGCGCCAAUAGGACGCGGGCCGAGUGCCCCGUCCCGUCUACUUUCAUAAUAACAACUUAAAACCUAUUCUAACAUGGAUAGUGAUACAAUUCAAAAUAUAUCAGUUUCCGACAUUGCGGAAUUAUACUCGAAGACAUGCACCGAUACAAACGAUUCAGAUAUGGAAGAUUUAUCAGCUAAUCAGAACAUUAUUCAAUAUGACGAGCAAGACACCCAGGGUAUAUAUUACAAUAAACCAACAAAGAGAAACCGAGAGGAGGAGGAUGAUAACGAAUGGACAGUUGUUAGUGGGAAAAAGGAGAAAAGACCACGCCAGAAUAGCAUACAGGAUAUGGAUGACAGUAAUAUAAUAGAUAAUUCGACCGUAUACAUCACCAGCAAAGAAAAGUUACCGAAACAAUUUGCACUCGCUCGCAUAUUUAAAGCAAAUGAUAUUAAUAAUGUAUGUCGUGUCAAAUACCUAAACCCAUUCAAAAUCCGAGUGCAAUUUAAUAAUGAACUAAACGUGGAGAAAUUAUUCUUCUGUAAAGAUAUAAUAGAUAUGGAUUGGAGAAUACAAAAAGCCUUAGAAAUUAGUUACUCAUACGGAGUUAUUAGGAAUAUUGAUUUAGAUCUAUCGGAAGAAGAGAUGUUUAACAAUAUAACGUGCCCGGAACCUGCUAAACUAAAUUCCUUGAAGCGCCUCACUCGUCGUAGUAGUGAUGGAAAUGGGUGGUCCCCUAGUGAAUGUAUACGCCUAUGUUUUAAAGGAUCAGCACUUCCACCAAAUGUUUUUAUUUACGACAUGCGUGUUAAAGUUGAACCGUACGUAUUCCCGGUGUCUCAAUGUUCACAGUGCUGGAAACUAGGUCAUAGCAUAAAGAUGUGUCCUACAAAGAAGAUCAUAUGUCCUAAGUGUGGCGGUAAUCACGCUAACUGCGAAACAAUAUCAUUCAAAUGUAUUAAUUGCUCGGGUAAUCACAUGGCGUUAUCAAAGACAUGUCCAAGUUUUUUAAAGGAGAAAAAGAUAAGAGAAAUUAUGUCUGAAUUUAAUUGCACAUACGCUAAAGCAAAGACAAUGUAUGUACUCCCAGAGAAACCUAUACUUAAUAGUACAGAGCAAACAGAUGAAAAUAGUGCGGCCCCAAUUACUUCAUUAAACACCGCUUACAUAGGGAGUACUGACAUGGGAAAUACAUAUGCCAAUGUGGUUAAAAUUAACGCGGAUGUUCACAAAGAAAAGGCAUCACCAUCUCAGAUGAAGCGUCACAAGAAAAAAAAGAAAACUCAUCUCACAACACCGUACCCUUCAGAAGAAGACAUCUCUAACUCUGACAUAGAAAAACAAAGUGAUCAACCGACAAAUAAACAGAAUAAACCCAAAAGCCAAAGCUCUGCGAAAACAUCGUUCAAUGAACUUCUCGUCAGAUUAAAAGAAAUUUGCCUAUACUUAAAUCUCUCGUAA